ACUACCGAAAAUCGAGGAACGCGCCCAGCUCAGGUAUUUUGGCCACUUGCACCCAGUCAGCAAUUUGGUUAUUUAAAUUCAGGGAUUUAUAAAAGUCCCGGGAUUUAUAAUUUCUUUAGAUUACACAGAGUUGUGGUGCAACCGGUGAGCCUGUGACGUCAUUAUGUAAUGGGAUGCGUAUGUUCCUUUAUAUACUAAUGCUUGACGGUUUGGAGUUUGCACGUGAAGAAUAGAAAUAUUUGAGGAAUUUGGAAUUUAUGUGGUUGGAGGCCAUAUGUAUAUGAAUUAUUUUCGUUUGUCGUCGUCCUAGUCAAAGUAUUUAUUAUACACUGCUAGCUACUAUCGUUUGUACAUUGUUUAUGGAACGUUUAUAAUGAAUUGGUGCAGAUCAGUCCAAUCGCUGGUAAAGUCUGCCUUUUCAGGAAAAAUAAGGCAAGAGUCCUCCAACUAUGCACAGCUACGCUACAUGUCAAGAGUCAAAUCAAGACAUACUGCUCCACGACACUUUUGGAUGAAAAAGGAGCGAGCGCGGUACCCGGAGGAGCUGAGCAGUGAGAACGAGGCGUUCCUGCGGGAGGUGGUGUCGGACCGGUACGAGUCCCCGCUGCGCCACCAUCCGCCGGCCGCGCCGCUGGCCUAUACACCGGGCGUGCGCCGCUGCGGCCUGGUGGCGCGCAAAAUCGCCGUCCAACCCAUAUGGCUCAGCAACGGGAAAUACGUCAACACCACCCUGCUGCAUGUAGCCGAUAACCACGUGGUGGGGUACGUGCCGCCGGAGAUGCUGAACCAGAACGAGGUGGUGCGCCGCCGAUGGAAGGAGCAGUACCGUCCGCUGGCCGGGCUGGUGGUCGGCGCCGACCAGGAGGACCCCACCAAGUUCACAAAGGAGUACGCCAACAUGUUUCUGGAGGCGGGCAUCAUGCCCACGAAGAAGCUGACGCGCUUCACCAUCAGCCCGGAGGCGGCGCUGGCGCCCGGCACUCGACUCCGGGCCACGCACUUCCAGGUCGGCGACUACGUGGAUGUCUACGCUAAAACGCGGGAGCGCGGUUUCCAGGGUGUGAUGAAGCGCUGGGGGUUCGCCGGCCAGCCGGCUACCCACGGAGCCACCAAGACGCACAGGCGACCGGGCGGUAUCGGUAGCGGUGCGCAAAAGUCGCGCGUCUGGCCCGGACAGAAGAUGCCCGGGCACAUGGGCGGCCAGUACCGUAACCUGCGCGGACUCAAGAUUCUGCGAAUCAACACGAAACACGACAUCAUCUAUGUGUUGGGUCACGCCGUGCCGGGCGACCACAACGACUACGUGCUGAUCCAUGACACGGUGCUUCCACUCAGACGACGGAAGGAGCCGGGCACUGUCAUCACCGACGAGGAGGCCGCCCAGCUGCCCGAGGACAUUUUCCACCCUGACGUCCACCAGAUGGCGGCGCCCUCAAUAGUGUUCUAGUCUGGCGGCAUCUCCUGGGGUGAUGUGGCACCCAACCACCUGUGCUGAUUAGUGUAAUACAUGUCUGAGUCCCCGAA
Molecule: messenger RNA, 1524 nt
Organism: Amphibalanus amphitrite
Lineage: Eukaryota; Metazoa; Arthropoda; Thecostraca; Balanomorpha; Balanidae
Gene: mRpL3
Product: 39S ribosomal protein L3, mitochondrial-like
Exons: 8
Coding region: 374-1447 (357 amino acids)
Biological process (GO): translation
Cellular component (GO): ribosome; mitochondrial large ribosomal subunit
Molecular function (GO): structural constituent of ribosome
Source: RefSeq, a predicted model, not a curated record